Messenger RNA from Pezoporus flaviventris, 4765 nucleotides. RefSeq names its product pyridoxal kinase (gene PDXK). Gene Ontology annotation, biological process: pyridoxal 5'-phosphate salvage. The record is from RefSeq and is a predicted model, not a curated record. The transcript has 11 exons. Gene Ontology annotation, cellular component: cytosol. Gene Ontology annotation, molecular function: pyridoxal kinase activity. The coding region runs from base 251 to 1195 and encodes 314 amino acids. Lineage: Eukaryota; Metazoa; Chordata; Aves; Psittaciformes; Psittacidae.
GGGGCUCCGUGCCUCGCCCCCCUGCGGCACCGCGGCGGCUGCCUCCCCCUGAGCAGCGAGACUCGGAGGCGGCCAUUAGGUGUCCGCGCCCAUCGCCGGACGUUCUCUGAGCCCGCGGCGGGGAGUGUUCUGUGUGUGUGACAGGCGGGGAGGGGAGGGGAGGGCAGGGCGUGCGCGUGACGCCCUCCGCGCUCCGCCUCCUGCUCCUUGCUCCCGGCGCCGCCGAGCUCGGCCCGCUGCGGGUGCAGUCAUGGAGCUGGAGCGUGAGUGCCGGGUGCUCUCCAUCCAAAGCCACGUCGUCCGCGGCUACGUGGGCAACAAGGCGGCCACCUUCCCCCUGCAGGUUUUGGGAUUUGAAGUUGAUACGGUGAACUCUGUUCAGUUUUCAAAUCAUACAGGUUAUGCCCACUGGAAGGGUCAGGUGUUAAAUUCAGAAGAGCUUCAUGAACUGUAUGAAGGACUUAAGCUGAACAAGGUCAACCGGUACGAUUAUGUACUCACAGGGUAUACAAGAGACACAUCGUUUCUUGCAAUGGUGGUGGACAUUGUCCAGGAGUUGAAGCAACAGAAUUCUAACCUAGUAUAUGUAUGCGAUCCAGUGAUGGGUGACAAAUGGAAUGGAGAAGGCUCUAUGUAUGUGCCCAAGGAUCUUCUCCCAGUCUACAGGGACAAAGUUGUACCUGUUGCUGAUAUAAUUACUCCUAACCAGUUUGAAGCAGAGUUACUCACGGGCAGGAAGAUUCACACAGAAAAGGAAGCUUUAGAGGUAAUGGAUAUGCUCCAUGCCAUGGGACCAGAGACUGUGGUGAUCACAAGCUCAGACCUACAAGCACCUCUAGGAAACGACUACCUAAUUGCUCUGGGAAGCCACAGGAAAACUAAAGCAGAUGGUACCAAGAUGACACAAAGAAUUCGAGUGGAGUCUCCUAAAGUGGAUGCUGUCUUUGUUGGAACAGGAGACUUGUUCGCUGCUAUGCUUUUGGCAUGGACACAUAAGCAUCCAAACAAUUUGAAGGUAGCAUGUGAAAAGACUGUGUCAGCCAUGCAGCAUGUUCUGCAAAGGACCAUUAAGAGUGCAAAAGCACAAGCUGGAGAAGGAAACAAACCAAACUCAGCCCAGCUGGAACUCAGAAUGGUCCAAAGCAAAAAAGACAUAGAAAACCCAGAGAUCAUAGUGAAAGCCACAGUGUUAUAAAGGUUGUAUGUCUCCAAUAACGCACAAUGUAUUGAUGUCCUCAUUUCUUUCCUGUAAAUUGUAAUAUUUGCCUUAGAUCUGUGACAGAAAUCUGACUUUCAUGAAAUAGUGCCCAGCAUAGGCAGAUAUCCACUCUCAAACAUAUGUGCUGGCCUUGCUCAGUUUUAAAAACAAGUUGGUGUGCAUUGAAGCAUAUUGGCGGGCAUCAAAAUGGCUGUCAAAUUCAUGUGGUCUGUGUAAUUACCCAGGGCAAGAGAGUACAAUGUUCACAAUGUUCCUGCCUUGCCAAAGACUUUAGAUGUGAAUUUGCUAAUGGAAUGCUUGACUGACUGGAAAAUAUUUUUCAAGAUGGCAUCCAGGGCCAAUGGAGCUGGCUCCAUGCUCGCUUUUCCUGGAGGUAUCUGGUUACCUACUCUGGUAUUCAGUAUCUCAGCUGCUAUGAAACUAAGCAGGGUUAAAACUACACAUAAAGUUCUGAUUGUGUGUAGGAGUACUUUGAAGAUGUUUGGCAUUUAAGUUCUCUGAAGUGACCUUGAGGAGUCAUUCACAUUACUGAUAACUGCUCCUGUUUCUUGUCUAUGAAGAGCUGCACAGUUUCAGUUUUUGCAGGUACUGGCUGCUUAUUUCUGAUGUCUAUGGGCACCCACAUGAUUUUCUUCCAAAAGCUGCUCCAGAAACAUCUUCAUUAAUAUGAAUUCAGUAGCACUGAUUAGAAGUUUGUAGUUCUGCCUCUGAGGCCAGGUUUGAUUCUUUGUUUAUUUUUAACUAAGGACAAACAAUCUGUAAGGACAAAAGAGAAAGCAGCUCUUGCCCUGAAAGCUGGCUUCCCUAGUUUGUUCUUCAUGGACAGAUGCAUUUACAAACUGCCCAGGGCACUUACAUUUAACAGUAGUGAGCAGUAUGGGCAGGCUUAUCAAUGAAGCAAUGUUGUAAAAGUAGUAUUUGUGAUUUACUAAACCUUACUAAACUAUGUAUGUUUACCAGAUGCAGUAAAACAUACAACAUUAAUUUGUUCAUAAUGUCUCUGUAGCCUACACUGAUUAGAGAUGACAGAAAUUCAUUAUUAUUAAUGCAUCUUUAUUUCAAAAUUCCCUUCAUAAGGUUUCAAAAUUGGAUUUUUAAUAAUUUCAGCAUCCUAUACAUCACACGCACGUACUACACAAGUAGGGCAGAUACGCUGACAGUACUGACCACUUGUACUUCUAUAUGAUUUCUGAAUGAAACUGAGGUUCUUGCUUUUCCCAAGAUGAGGUCUAGUGUGAUGUUAAAACCAAAUUCAGCUGAUGAGCUUUAUUUGUUUAAGAUGUAUAGGGAGCUUAAAAUUGCAUUUCUAUUUCCAGUGACAUGAAGCAAAUUUGUAUUAGUGGAAAGGACUAAUUUUAACUUGAUUACUCGAGUAUGCUCAGGAAACUCACUCUUGGGUAUCUCCAAGAUAACUUUUCCUGUAUCUUCCUCAUCACACCUGCCUAACAGAUAGUGUCACCUGCAUAGCUUGGGAGUCCCCAGAAGAGCUGGUUUGGAGAUUGCUUUGGCCACUGAAGUCUUCAUUUAUCCAACUAUUUUUGUGGAUUUUCUGCCAUUGAAAAAGUUAAUUGGUUUCACCUAGUAGAAGAGUAAUUUAUCCUUAAGGUGAAUUUUUGGCUGAACAGAUUCUUUUUUAUCUAGUAAGAUUUCAUAAUUAAUAAUAAUUUUGAAAUCCCCCAUAUUUUUCAUUUCAUGAAGCAAAUGAAAUUUAAGAGAUGAACACGUUUUGCAGUAAAUGUAAGAGGCAAACUUUAGGCUUUCAGUCACAACAAUGAAUAAUAAUUUUUUUCUCUCAUGCAUUUGACAUUUAAAAAAAAAAAUAAAUUCGUAUGUUGUGAGACUUUUAAGGAGGGUGGAAACCCCACCAGAAACAGCCUACAGAAUGUGACUCUCCUGCCACAGUUUUUAGUAACCACUGCCAUAAAAUAACUUUCUAGCAAUAAUAAUAUCAGGGAUGUGAACAGUUGCUAAAAUUAUCAGUCAGUAAUAGAGAUGCUAGGGUAAGGGUUGGACCGGAUGAUCUUAAAGGUCUUUUCCAACCUGGUUGAUACUAUGAUUCUAUGAGCUCAUGGCUGGUAGCCAGCAUGGAAAAAGACAUAAACUAUCUUGACAGUAUGUAUAAAUAUCUUAUGGGAAGAGGUGAAGAAGAAGGAACCAGGCUCUUCUUGCUGGUGCCCAGCAAAAGAGUAAGAGGCAAUGGGCACAAAUUGAAAUACAGGAAAUUACAUUUAAACAUUAAAAAAAUAUAAAUCACUGUGAUAGAACACUGGCACAGGUUGCCCAGAGAGCUUGUAGAGUCUCCACCCUUGGAAAUACUCAAAACCUGACUGAACAUGUCCCAGAGCAACCUGCUGUACUUGACCUUGCUUGUGCAGUGGGACUGGACUAGAUGAUCUCCAGAGGUCACUUCCAGCCUCAACCAUUCUGUGAUUCUGUGAAGUACAACAAAUUGCCUUUCUUUGCGGCGCUGUAUUUUUAAAUUAAUGCAAAUAGUUUAUUUCUUCCUGAGACACGAACUUCCAGACAUGCUAGGAGAUAGCUCAGCAUUAAUAAUUUGCCCCCUUUUUAGAUAUGCUGCUUUUUGCUUGGGCAGUUGUGCCAGGAAUGCAGUUGCCUUUUUUGAUAGUUGAAUACAGCAAAGGUACUUAAAUAUUGUUGCUGGUGAUGCAUUCCAGCAGUUGAACACAAAAGGAUUUUAACUGUCUAUAGCAUUGAUUAAAGAAGUCUUGCACGCCAUAUUCCAAACGUAACUGUGAGUUUAUUUAUCUUUUAAAAUUAGACUUAUUUCAUGUGGAAGCAUAUAAUCCCUACCAUACUCUUGGGAAGAAGGGAUCAAUAUACUGAACUUCCCUGUCUGUACAUAUCAUGGUUGACUUUGUGGCGUUAUGCUUCACACCCUUACCUGCCUGGAAUGUAUGACCCAGGAAGUGGAUCCUGCUGUACUGUUUCCCUAUAGCCAGAGCUGUGAAAUGCCCAGCACUCCCUGAAAUAACUUCAUUGCCAGUCACGUAACACAGUCCGUCUUGGGAGUUGCAUGGGGACAAAUUGAGGGUCAUAUGGUGGCCAUCCCUGCUCUAGUGCAGUGCAAAAUGUAGAUUUCCAGUUCUUCACAUCAGCGGAUCAACAGGAGAGAGAAGCUCAAAACUGGCUUUUUAAUUUUUUUUGUAAGAAGCAAUAAGUAAUCGCUGUCAAAGAAACCUUUCCUGUUGUGAGCAUGUGCUACAGAAAGCCCAUUUAGUAAGUGUGAGACAACACAAUUUCUCUUACCACUAAAAAAAAGUAGACUUUCACAAGGGAAGUGAGAGAAAGGCAAGGGCUGGCUUUCUCUGAAACAAAGAAGCUUGGGAUUUACAGAACCUAAAGCUACCUUGCAAAUAAUGUUUUAUCUGUAAACCAUAAUGAACUGUCAUCUUGACAUAAAAAUCUGUAUGUUUGUUGGAGCAGCUUCUACCUUUCAGGUGUGGUCUUUUCCCACUAUGAAUCAGUUCAGUAAUUCACACCUUCCCUAGAAACUGUGACAUAUCCAUAUUAAGAAAAAAAAUAAAA